AGGGGCUUCCAAAUAUCCUUAGCUGACUGUCAACAGCCAUGACUUCCAAACAGGUAGCCUAAGUCAAAUUACACAUGAAAGAAGUCUUUGAAUAAAAUUAUUUUAAAAUGGUUUAUUGUCCUCUAUUUCAAUUUUAUUUUAAAUUGCCUUGUUUAAAAUUGAGGCUUUAGCAGAAAGCAUCUCAUCUUACUAAUGAAUUGGCUUUCUUAGGUGGAGGGCUUACAAAUGAUUACAUGCUUUCAGGGAUAGUGAACAGCUAUUGUAUUAUUAAUUUUUUAAUUUUUUUUUUCAUUCUGAUGACAAGAAUGGAAACAAAAUCCUCAAAAAUUAUUUAAUACAGUAGUAAUGCUUUUAACAAAAUAAUGUUUUCAUUGCAUGACCAAGCAUUUUGCGUGCUUCAGGGGAGCUUGAAUAUUUUAUCUGAAAAUAGGUAAAAAAUUAAACCACAAACAAAAAGAACAAAAUAUAUGUUAAAAAUUAAAUUUUAUUUAGCAAGUGUUAAACUGUGAAGUGUUCAUUUUAAAUGAUGGUGUGCUAUAUAAACAAAUAGCAAUCUAUUAUUAAGAAGAUAUGAACAGUCCAGCAAGCUGGUGAUGCAGUAAAUUAAGAUAAACAAAUUGUUGUUUAUUUAGCAGUGGUUCAAAACACAUGCUGCAUGCAUGCCCAAUACAAUGAAAGCUAGCUAUACAAGAUACAGAGCAUUUAUUGGAGUGUAUCAAAAAAGUCUUGAAACAUUGCUGAAGAUUAUACAGAAAUUAAUGUUUUACUUUGAUUUUGUGACAGAGGAACAAUAUUUUUUUUAUAAAGGAGGUAACCUGCAGGGGAAUUUAAGAUGGUUCCAGGAAAAUUCUGUAGCAUUUACAGACGCAGUAUAUUUCAGUUCAAGGUCAAACUUCAUGCCUUAUGUCAAACAAACUCAUUAAUGACUGCUGUAAGUUUCUGGUUAACAAUAGUUUUUCUGUGUUAAUAAAAAUGAUGAGUUAUCUUUAAUUGAUAUUUUAAUAAAAUUUCAGGAAUGGGAUGAAUGAUACUAUUUGUCAUUGUUGCCCUUUCUAAUUGGAAUAUAAAAUAGUGUUGUGAUUUAAAGAUGUGUGAGUCUCUUAUUGCUUCUCUCAAUUGCCCACAGGGUAACAGCGAGGAUAAUACGUACACAUAUACUUACACACAUUCAGAUUUUACGUUUCAUACUUCCCCAUGGGAAGAUACAUCACCUCAACAGCUCAGCAAGGUACGCACCUGAAUACGUUUUCCCUUGCAUUUGCAUUACUUUUAUAUGGUAUUUUGUGAGAAGUCGUUGAUGUAAGUACUGGUACAAAAAUUUAUGACAUGAUAUAUUGCAGAGAACCAAUAAAAUUUAUUAAAAGUAUGUGCAUUUAUAAAGUAACUGCUCAUUACUCUUUCUGUAUCUCAAAGUUUGUCAAUUUCAAACAAAUGUGGCCAGUUAUUUAUAUUUAUAAGGAAUGUGUAGUUAUUUGACCAAGGGCUAACAGUAAUAGUCGUUGAUACACAACAAGAGAGAGAACAUUCAGGACUCUGGUCAUCAAUCAAAUGUCUUUUGUUUUUUCAGUUUGAUCUUGAGCUUCAUAAAAGAUGGGAUCAUGCAAUGGCCACUGGAGUGUUCCGUUACAAUAUUGAUCAUAUUGUUACAAGAAUUCUACCUGGCCCCAAACACUAUGUUGGCCAAGUAAGCUGGGCACAUAUAUUAUUUCAUAAAGUAUUGUUAUACGAAUUUUACCUGGUCUCAAACACUAAGUUGGCCAAGUAAGCUGGGCACAUAUAUUAAUUCAUAAAGUUUAAAGUAUUGUUACAAGAAUUUUAUGGCAAUAAGGGGCAGGGACUGCUGUCAGGUUAGCAAAUUAGAGAAUGAGUAAAAUAAAGUAUGGGAAAAAAUUUUUUAAAAAGAAACGCAACAAAACAACGAACAUGUCGGCAGGAAGCCUUCGUCAGCAAACACGACAACAAAAACAGAAUUAAAUAAAAGAUAGCACUUACCCGAGAGGGCGGCAAAAGAAUUGUGGCAGAAAAUAAGUAGGUGAGAGAUUAAAAACAGGCAAAAAUUGAAAAAAAAGAGAAGUAAGUCCAUUGUGUUUAGGUGUGACGUGAAGGGGCGGAGCAAAGGCUUAACAUAUGAAUGAAAACAUGAGAUUCAUGCCAUGUGGUGUUAAGGUUCAAUAAGCCUGGAUCAGCUUGUUUUCCAAAUUCACCCAGCCGGAUGUGUUUGUGCUGGUCACAAUCGCACUAAUUGUAAAAAUCCACCGUGCCCUUAUUGUUGCUUCUAUUGAAGUGUUUACAGACUGGACACUAUUUAUCUUGUGUAAUAUUACCAACGUGUUAAGUACAUCUGUCAGAGAGUCUGCGUCCUGUCUUCCCUAUGCAGGACACCUGGCAGGGGGUGCAGACAAUGGCAUAGACAUUAUUGCGGCUAGUACAAAGGAAACCGUCCCUUAUCUGAAAACUGCCCUUAGGGAAGGGAAUGUGUUGAGUCUGGACAACAAAAGGGCAAGUGUUGCGACGGCUGCGUCUAAAUGGCUUGGUCCCAAGUGGGAGGGGGCAGCGUGGAUGCGAUUUGACACAAGGAGGUCUCUCAGAUUUUGAUCACGUCUGAAAACAAAGCUAAUAGCCAAACUUGAUUUUCCUUAAAAAACCGUUGAAGGCUUUAUAAACCCUCUCCACAUUUGUUUAAACCUUUCCCGACACGAAUGGAUUCUUCUUGAGUUGUCUACUGUGCUCUAUUCUUUAUUAUAUUUUCAUUUCUACUGUUGGCUGUUUUUUGUCCUGUUAUCUUAUUCAAGCUUCACACAUACCUCGUUUUGCCAUUUUAUUCAUUUACUAAGCUUGAAAGCAGUCCUUUCAUUUAUAUUUUCUAGUCCCACACUGUUAUUAGCUUUUCCCACACUGUUAUGAGCUUUUCUCACACUGUUAUCAGCUUUUCGCACACUCUCAUAAAUACUUUCUAUGCCUUAAACACUUUCUACACUAAUAAACUUACUUAAUUUUAGCAACAUAAAAUUCUAUAUACCGUAGGUAUCUAUAUUAGAUAUAAGAAUACGCGUGUCACCAAAAGUGAACCGCAGUAUGGCAAGGGACAACUGUAGGUUAAUUAUCAAAUAUUAUCUGGUCUCAAACACAAAGUUGACCAAGUGAGCUGGGCAGAUAUCAUGAAUUUUUAGCCUUACAAUUGAAAGUUGCUGAUAGUUUGUUGCAUCAGUCUUGUUGGUCUUGAAAUGUAAAUAGUUUGAAAGAAAAUAAUUGUCAAUGGAUUAAAAAAAUAAGGAGAGACAGAGUCCAUUAUCUUUAGUAUUACACGGUAUAGCCUCAUUAAUACCAUCAAAGAGUUAGUUGAUUAAUAUCAUUAACUCCAUUAAGUCUUUUUUUUUACCCUGCCUAUAACUUUUCUUGUAAUCUUUCCUUAUCCCAAUAGUUAAAUACAUUGCGUGCCACUGAAAGAAGAAAACCCCAAGAGAUAACAAGUGUUUGUCAACCUUUUAAUCCUAAUGCAUUUAACUUCACCUGGGUUAAACCUGAAGAGGUUGUCUUCAAUCUACGGAACACAACAACUCUUGGCAAAAAACAAGUCAGGGGGUCAGUUAGCAGUGCCUUAUUAAACGGUGCUGCCAAUAAUCACACUACAGACUGCCAGAAAGAUGAUCUAGUGAAUGGUCACUCGUCUGAGGUAAAUGAGGGUCAACAAAUGCCACGUUAAUUUGAUAUGUUAAGAAUUAGUUUAAUAGUCACUAUAGCUUCCUACUUCAGUCUUUAUUGAGACUUAUACUUAAAUAUUGAGACUUAUACUUAAAUAUUGAGACUUAUACUUAAAUAUUGAGACUUAUACUUAAAUAUUGAGACUUAUACUUAAAUAGAGAGACUUGUACUUAAAUAUUGAGACUGUUACGAUCCAAUUUGUGUCACUAUAUUGUGCAUGGUUUCUUUUUUUUUGGGGGGGAAAAAUGAGAAUUUGAUCAAAUAGUAAUUAGAAAGUUGUGACAAAGCAUCAUACAAAAAUCCCAUUAAAUGCAUGAUCGAAAUUAUGAUCGUGUGAACUGAGCAUUAUGCCAAACCUCUAUGAAAGUGGUGGUCAUCUUAAACUUAAAGCUUCCUAUGCCAUCAAGCAUUUGUUUACAUGAUUAAGUUGUCAGUUUCAAUGUUCAUUUUGAAAUGUCUGCAAUCACACCUCGGUUGUGCCUGUUUCGUUUAUAUAAAAGAUCAUGGGAGACCGGCCCUUGGGGUUUGUCUUCUGUUCUCUUUUCAUUAGGAUUGGUUUCUGUUUGCCUAAACCUAAAACUUGAGAUUUUAGCAGAUAGUGUUAAAUAAUGAGUCAAAUACUCAAAAGUAAAAACAUUACAAGAGAAACAAAGAAAACAAUAUAUAAAAUUGUAUUCAGGUCAGUUUUAAUAUAUGCAUGUGAAACUUGGACCCUACCAAAAGCGGCAGAAAACCUAUUAAACACGUGGUAUAGAAAAGUUCUCCGGAAAAUAUAAAGACCAAAAAAGGAUGAAUAUGGAUGGAGAAUAGGAGCCAACCAGGAAUUGUACAGUCUGUAUCAGGACCCAACGCUAGUAGCAGAAAUAAAAAAUGGCCAGGCUGGGUGGGACACCUUGAAAGAAUGCCAAAUGACAGAGGAGUGAAGAGGGUGCACCACCAAAACCCCAGAGGAAAAUGGUUCAGAGGCAGACCUGGGCUUAGUUAUGGAUGGAUAAUGUGGAGAGAGAUCUACAUCAGCUGGGAGUCCAUGCAUGGGAAAGAAAAGCAUCAGUUAGGUCUGAGCUGAAGGAAGUGGUGAGGCAGGCCAAAGCCCUCCAUGGGCUGAAGGCCACAGGGAUGGAUGGAUGGUGUGAAUAGAAGUAAGUGGUGAGGCAGGCCAAAGCCCUCCAUGGACUGUAAGGCCACAGGGAUGGAUGGAUGGUGUGAAUGGAAAGAAGUGGUGAGGCAGGCCAAAGCCCUCCAUGGGCUGUAAGGCCACAGGGAUGGAUGGAUGGUGUGAAUGGAAGGAAGUGGUGAGGCAGGCCAAAGCCCUCCUUGGACUGUAAGGCCACAGGGAUGGAUGGAUGGUGUGAAUGGAAGGAAGUGGUGAGGCAGGCCAAAGCUCUCCAUGGGCUGUAAGGCCACAUGGACGGGAUGUUAAAUAAUGAUGUAAAAAAUGUAUGUGAAAGUUACUUGAAUUAAAGCACAUUAUAAAAUUAACAUUUAAAAGCACUUUAUUGUUGAUAAUAUUUGUUUUAUGUUGAUUUUUUAAAAAGGAAUUUAUUAACACUGAUGUCCCCGGGAAGUUGAAAGAUCAACCAGAAAGACAUACACUAAUAGUCAAUGUCAGCCCUAUGGAGUAUGGACACUGUCUUUUGGUACCACAAAUUGACUCGCAUCGGCCACAGGUAAUAUAAACAAUCCUGGAGAAUAAUGACUGCUUUUUGUGCUUGAGAAAUACUUAAGAUGUCUUGUGUUCAAAUUGUUCUAUAGAUGUCUUGUGUUCAAAUUGUCCUAGUUUAAUAAUGUUCUCUUGGUAAGAAUAUUUACAAUGAAUUUGUAUGAUGUAAUCAGAAAACUUCUCCAUUUAUUUGGAUUCAUUAAAAUAAUCUUAUGCGAACAAAUGGUUUAUUUAGAAAUUCAAGGCAUAGUCUUCCUGCUACUUCUUAGUAUAUAGUUAAGAGGAGUAGGGACAUGUUUGUUAAAUAAUCUAUAUGAAUGGAAAAUACUUUUUUUGGCAAGUUAUUUGAAAUGUGUCAUGUUUAAAAUGACUCCAGAACAACGGUACUAAAAUAUUUCAAGAAGUUGAGGGAGAUCGCAACUGCACUAAACAACCUCUUGGUUUUGUAAACUCAUGCUUUAUUCUUUAUAUACUGAAUAUUAUUUUGUAUCAAUUUCUUUCUUUCAUUAGGUGCUGACUGAAACAGCUGUCACGGUUGCCAUAGAAACCAUGUUGCUCAGCAAGCAUAGGUAAAAUAAUGGACCAGCCAGUUCAAUUUCUAGUUCAUUUAGGUUACUAACUUCUUGUGCUGCAUUCAUUUUUUUCUCUCUUUUUAAAACAUUACUCUAUGUUGGUCAUUAAGAAAUAUUACUCUACCUUGGAGUUUAAGAAAAACUUUUCAAUCUUCUAUGACACGCAUUAAUAUUUUCAUCUUGAAAAGAUCUACUAAAAUUCUGUUCCAAUAGCCAUGUGUUAAAUUCUACAAAUGGUAUUUCCACAAAUCUUUUCAGGGGCUUUCGCAUGGGAUUCAACAGUUUAUGUGCCUUUGCCUCUGUUAAUCACCUCCAUUUUCAUGUCUAUUAUUUGGAGCAUGAACUCAUAGUGGACUACUGCGUAAGUGAACACAUUUAUGAACUUAUAGUGGACUACUGCGUAAGUGAACACAUUUAUUAACUUAUAGUGGACUACUGCGUAAGUGAACACAUUUAUGAACUUAUAGUGGACUACUGCGUAAGUGAACACAUUUAUGAACUCAUAGUGGACUACUGUGUAAGUGAACACAUUUAUGAACUUAUAGUGGACUACUGCGUAAGUGAACACAUUUAUUAACUUAUAGUGGACUACUGCGUAAGUGAACACAUUUAUGAACUUAUAGUGGACUAAUGCGUAAGUGAACACAUUUAUGAACUUAUAGUGGGCUACUGCGUAAGUGAACACAUUUAUGAACUUAUAGUGGGCUACUGCGUAAGUGAACACAUUUAUGAACUUAUAGUGGACUACUGCGUAAGUGAACACAUUUAUGAACUUAUAGUGGACUUUGUUUCUUUGAGAAAAUGUUACUAAUAAAAAUCAUAUUUAUGAAAUACAAGUUAAAAUUUUGUCAAAUCCUUUUGAUCCAAUCAUUAAAAACAGUGCCGUCCAAACCUGUCGACUACAUAGGCCAAACAAAUUUGUUCAGCCAAGCUGAGGGUCGCACAUGACAUCUCAAAAGGAAAUUUGAUUAUUUUUACUUUUUAGAAAAGUAUUCCACAUAAAUUAAUGCUUCUUACCUUAUGGAUAAAGAGUCAUUUAUCCAAUAGCACUAUCAGCUAGCUCAUCAAGAAUAGAAAUAAACUGAAUAAAAACUGGAGCCCUUUUUAAUGAUGUAUUUUUCUUUGAAUUGGAUUUGCGUAUUUUUCUUUGAAUUGGAUUUGCAUUGUAGCGUUACAUUUUCUGGACCUGAUGUUGGUCAUUACAGAGAAUACAGCUUCACUGAUGUUGGCUGCUUUCAAAAACACUGUCAAAAUUUUGCUACAACGUUUUCAUAGUUGUGGAAAUUCAUAAUGCUACAUACAACCUCUCAUGUAGUUAUGUGGUUUGACAAUAUUUUCAUCCUAAAGUGUCUUUCACAAACAUUUUUCAAGCUGUGGCGGGCCAUUUAAAAUCAGCUCGCUGGACAUAGACUGGACAGCACUGCUGUAAAAUAUUUUUGAACAGCACUUCAGUAAAAUAUUUUAUUUACUGAUUAUAUUUUGAGAAUAAAAGCCAAAAAAUAAGUAUUGUUAAAUAAAUUAAAUCACACUAGUACAUAUUUUCAUAAAGGUGUUACUGGUUUAUAAACUUAUUCUGUUAAAAAGUAAAAAUAAAUUUAGAAAAAUCACUACCUAAUUGUUUUGCUAUCUGUUGUAAAUAUUUGCUUGAGACUUGAAUUUGCACAAAUAUUUUAAUAUAAUUUUUUUAAAAAUCAAAGAAAAUGUAUUUUCUGCAGCCAGUGCAACAACUAGGGGGAAAGAUCUUUGAAAUUACAACCAUUCCAUGUCCCGGCUUUGCCCUGCAGCUGCACGGCUCUUCAAUACAAGAAUUAGCAAAGUAAGACAUUAUCCUCACAUUAGUUUUUGUAUUUCAUUACUAUGACUGAACCGGGUACUGACCCAGAUGCUGGGAUAUAUGAAGUAUUAGCACAUUGAGCACGGGAUAUAUGAAGUAUUAGCACAUCGAGCACGGGAUAUAUGAAGUAUUAGCACAUCGAGCACGGGAGAUAUGAAGUAUUAGCACAUCGAGCACGGGAUAUAUGAAGUAUUAGCACAUCGAGCACGGGAGAUAUGAAGUAGUAGCACAUCGAGCACGGGAUAUAUGAAGUAUUAGCACAUUGAGCACACACCCAGACCGGCAAAAAAAUGGAACUGAGCCCAGGUUGUAAAAAAAAAAGUUUUCUUUUCAUUUUCUGUAUGGUGUUCCACCUGGAAGGAACCAGCAUAUCUUUUUUAAAACAUAUUUUGUGUGUACGUUUGACCUGAAUUCAAUAAAUAAUGAUAGAAAACUGACUGGUGAUUCAUGCCAAACUAAAUUAGGCUAAAUGAGACUGCAAAGCUCUGAAAAUAAUGAUGUGCUUCCUUAUUAUUUGUCUUCUCAAGAUUCAUAUCUUUGGUUCUGACCAUGGCACUUUCUAUUUACAAUUAAUAUUUGAUUUCAAAUUCUGACUGGCUGAUGAUUCUGACUAGCCAAUGUUGUAUGAGUCAUGUGGACUGGAGGGGGGGCUUACAACAGCUUUGGUGUGUGGAUGUAAAAUGUUAAAGCUUGGGCAUCUAUUUUUCUACAAUAUAAGUAGUUUGAAGGAAUUCAUUCAAAACUAUAUCUUGAAAAGAUCAUUGGUACAGAGAAAUUAAACAUCUGUUGUGUGGGCAAUGGAGACAGUUGGCUAAAUCAGCCAAAAGCUUCCUAAAUGGGAUGAACAUCUAAUCACUCAUUUAGGCUUAUGAGUGUGCUAGAUGUGACAUUCUCCUCCAUGAAAUAACUUAUAGUAAAAAUCACUGAAACAUUGUCUUGUUCUUUAAGAUCAAUUGUAAAUUCUUAUUCAAAAAAGUAAUGGGGGGGGGGGGGGGGUUUGUCAUUUUUUUAAAAUCUUAGAUUCUAUAAAAUAUAUUAUUAUGAUUACCAGGCGUAUCUAAAUAUAAUUACGUAAUAAUGCUCAUUUAAUGAUAAACAGAAGAGCACACAAGAUAACAACUUACUUUCAUGAAAAUGACAUCGCCCACAACAUAUUCAUGUGUCGUGGCACGGUGUUUGGUGAGGAAAGAAACAGCACUCUGACAACACUUCGACUGUAUAUAUGGCCAAGAAAAAAGUUUAUAGGUAUAUUUCCACAUCAUUAUUUUCGUAUAAAUUUCUAGUGACACAUUUUCGUGAAGGAGAAUCGAUAAAAUGUAGCACUUUUUAAUCCAUGCCUAUUUCUUAAAAAUGUGAAGUAAAUAUAUCUCCAUUAUUCUAAGCUUGUUUUUCAAACUGUAUGCUUUGUUAUGGGCAUGGGUAUGAUGUUAGACAGGGGUAUGAUGUUAGACAUGGGUAUGAUGCUAGACAUGGGUAUGAUGUGAGACAUGGGGAUGAUGUUAGACCUGGGAAUGAUGUUAGAACUGGGUAUAAUGUUAGACUAGACAUUGGUAUUAUGUCAGACAUGGGUAUGAUGUCAGACAUGGGUAUGAUGUCAGACAUGGAUAUGAUGUCAGACAUGGGUAUGAUGUCAGACAUUGGUAUGAAGUUAGACAAAGGUAUGAUGUUAGACUAGACAUAGGUAUGAAGUAAGACAUGGGUAUGAUGUCAGACAUCAGUAUGAUGUAGCAAUGUUUAGAAAGGAAAUGAAAAAAUAGACGAAAUAAUUUUAUUUUAAGAACUAUGUGUAGGUUAUUUAUGUACUAAACCUUGUCCAGAUUAUUCAGAUAAGAGAGAAAAAUUUUUUAAUGGGACUAAGAAAAUUAUUUAAAUGGGACUAAGAAAAUUGUUUAAAUGCUACUAAGAAAAUUAUUUAAAUGGGACUACGAAAAUUAUUUAAAUAUGUCUAAGAAAAUUAUUUAAAUGGGUCUAAGAAAAUUAUUUAAAUGCUACUAAGAAAAUUAUUUAAAUGGGACUAAGAAAAUUAUUUUAAGAAAAUUAUUUAAAUGGGUCUAAGAAAAUUAUUUAAAUGCUACUAAGAAAAUUAUUUAAAUGGGAAUAAGAAAAUUAUUUUAAGAAAAUUAUUUAAAUGGGACUAAGAAAAUUAUUUUAAGAAAAUUAUUUAAAUGGGACUAUUUUACAAUAAGCACCACUUAAUAUAUUUUAAUUUUUUCUUUAAUGAAAAAAACUAACUCUACAUGUGUAUAGUUGGUUGUAAAUAUGACUUACUUGGUUUAUAAUGGUACAUUUACUUUAAUCAACUAUUUCUACCACCUGUUGUUUAACGGCACUCACUGGUUGUUGGGAAUAUGCCCUGAUAGUUAUUUUUAUUUUAAUAUUUUAGUUAUUUUUUACUUAGCAGUUAAUAAUUUACUUUCAAAAAAACUAUUUUAAAAACAAAAGGGAUCCAUAAUGAGCACUUUAAUACAGAGCACUGCGUGUGUGAGGGGGGAACUGAAUACACAUGUGAGUAUUGAGGGAGAUGAAAAGUCCAGAGAUGGCGUCCCUUUUUGGUAUAAUCCUGCAUUUGAAUACCUACAAUCAAUGUAGUGGCAAUAAUUAACCUGGCUGGAACUUUUUAUUAUAUUUCUAUCAUUUCUCUUCUCUUGGUGACUUGAAAUUGAUGGACUGCUUUCUUUAAUCAAAUGAGUCAAUAGUUUCACAGUGCACUUUAUAUAUGAUCUAUUAAUAAUAUAUAAUUUAUAUUAAAAAUAAACAUUAGAUAACUUUUUAACACUUUUUAAAAAUCAUAUUGAUGAGAGCUAAACUUAAUUCCUGUUGAUUUUUUGAAAAAAAAUUACUUUUAUGAUCUUAGGUAUGUGCUUGACAAAGAGCAUAAUAAAUGUAAAAUCUAAGAGUUUGUAAAAUAUUGGACAAUUAUUAAGUUAUGUUUAGAAAUAAUAUCUUUAUAUUUUCAUUUUAGGUUUUGAAAUACAUUCACAUAGCAGAACUUGAUCAAAUUGUAUGGUACUCAACAUAAACACUGGAAAAAUUUCAUGAUACAAUUUUUUUUAAAAAUUUCAGGAAUUAAGAGAGGAUGACACUAUUUAAAAUUGGAUUAUGUGCACAUUUUCAACAAUUUGUGUGAUAACAUUUUUAGAAAAUGUCUUUUUUUUUUCUAGCAUCAAAUUUAAUUGAACUGAUUUGAAAAUUUGGAGUAUGAAAGUUCAUGUCAUUAAAAAAAUGUAGCGCAUUACUACUUAACUAAAUAAAUAGCGGAAAUUUUGACACAAAGGGUCGCAAAGAGGUCUUUGAUCUCACUUUGUUGUUUACAUAAUGGAAUAUAUACUUUGCUGCUAAAGUUUGAAAAUUGUUAAUGAAAACAUAAAAUAAUAUUACUUUUUAAUUCAUAAAUUCUCUCACAAUCUGCUCAAUAACAUAAAAAUAUUUACUUUAAGAUUUCAAGUUUUUAAAUUUCUAGAUUUUAUCAAAAUUUGAAAUAAUUUCUCAAACAGAACAUUUAUUCAUAAAUAUUCAUAAAACUAAAAAUUAAAAUAAAUACAUUGGAUUAAGUUAAAAAUGUAUUAUUUGUGAUGGUAUUCUAAAGGCCGUAAUACAUGUUGAAAUAGUAAGGACAUUCAACACCAAGAUCAAUCAAGCGUAACAUAAAGCUUUGAACUUAACCCAAAUUAAUCAUUCUCAGAUCAAUGAGACGAAAGUUGUGGUUAUGCAAGUGAAAAAAAAUCUGUCGCAACAAGCAACACGCUUUUUAUAUAAUUUCUAUUGAGCCCACAUUACCCAAAAAGAUUACCCACUCUCUUUUAAUUAAAAUACUACAAAAUAUUUUCAAUAUUCUUCAGGUGUUUCUAAGUUCAUUUCCAUGUCAUAGAUCAAUGCUGGAGAUUGCUAAGUACAUUAUCAUGUCAUAGAUCAGUUCUGUAGAUUGAAGGGAACUGGAGCAUUUGUCUUUCAUUCCCUCUUUUGACACCCCCCCCCCCCGGGGGACAUUUUUCAUUUAGAUGUUCAUUGAACUCUUUCCAAGAAAUGUUAAUCUUUACAAUGCUUUUAGAGAAAAAGAAAUUUGGAAGAAUUAAAAAAUGGAUUUAAUACUGUAAUAUUCAGUUAAAUUCUCAUAUAAAAAUUGCUUCACUGUUUUUAAACUAACUUGCUUUUAAUUAGCUAAGAGCUCUCAAGCUUUUUAGAUUAUCAUUAAACGUGCACCAUUUGUAUGUAGACUUUACGAUACUCACAUAUAUAUAUAUAUUUUUUUAAUAACAUAAGAUUGCUAGCAAAACAUUUUAGCUUGAUAAUAUAUUUAUAAUCUUAAGCUACAUGACCUUAUUCAAAUCAGUCAUUAUCUUUAUAUAAUUUUAUAUUUUAAUAAUUAAUAUGGUAGAUAAAGAUAAAUUAAUGUGUGGCUAAAAUAAACUACUGGUUUUCUUCUUGUAAAGCAUACUAGUUGUUACGAGUUGCUAUUGUGAAUCAGGAUCACACUCAUAUGCAAUAUAGGCGUUUUCAUUGUCAAUACUUCAUCAUUUCUGGUCAUGCUUGUCAGCUAUAACAUGUUUUCAUUGUCAAGACUUCAUCAUUUCUGGUCAUGCUUGUCAGCUAUAACAUGUUUUCAUUGUCAAGACUUCAUCAUUUCUGGUCAUGCUUGUCAGCUAUAACAUGUUUUCAUUGUCAAGACUUCAUCAUUUCUGGUCAUGCUUGUCAGCUAUAACAUGUUUUCAUUGUCAAGACUUCAUCAUUUCUGGUCAUGCUUGUCAGCUAUAACAUGUUUUCAUUGUCAAGACUUCAUCAUUUCUGGUCAUGCUUGUCAGCUAUAACAUGUUUUCAUUGUCAAUACUUCAUCAUUUCUGGUCAUGCUUGUCAGCUAUAACAUGUUUUCAUUGUCAAGACUUCAUCAUUUCUGGUCAUGCUUGUCAGCUAUAACAUGUUUUCAUUGUCAAGACUUCAUCAUUUCUGGUCAUGCUUGUGAGCUUUAACAAUUGUCUUUAAAUAAUUUGUUUUUAACUUCAGAUAUUUUUAAAAUGUAUUUUUUCUUCUUACCAAGGUUGUAGAGUUCGAACCUUGAGUUAUUCCUUCUUCAUUUUCAUAAGGUGACAUGUUAAUUUGUUCAAUGUCUAUGUCGAUCUGUCCGACAGAACGUUAUUGAAGAAACCACUCAUUUCCCCACAGGUAACAAAUCCUCUGAAGAGUUCAAUGUUGCCUGCAUAGAGCUCGGGGGCCACCUCCCUAUUAAAGGUAUUUGAACAAUUUUAUUUUGACUGAUUAGUUUCACGAAAGAAUUGAAAUACACUAAGGUCUAAGUUAUCAUGACCAGUUUUAACAUUUCAUCUAUUUCCAAUAUUUAAAUAUUUGCAUACUAAAAGAAGAGGUCUUUGAAUUGUUCAGUUGAUGAAGGUUUAACCCUACUUAUAUGCAAUAACUUCCUCCAAUGAAACUUUAAUAUAAUUAUCUCUCAUCUCUGUAAACAUCAAAGUAGAGAGGUAACUUUGUUUGAAAUAGAUGGUUUACCAACACAGUUCACAACCAAACUUCUGACAUUGGCUUACGUUUGAUGGUAAUGACAGUCUGUUGCUGUUACUAGCAGAAGUCUAUAUUUUCUUACGUUUCUUGUAUCCACAUCUCAUCUCAUCAGAAGAAGAUGGCUACCACAAGUUGACAGAAAAGGAUGUUGAUGCCAUCAUUGCUGAUGCUUGUCUCCCAUCUGACACGUACAGGAAUAUACAAGGGGCAAUAACAGAAAUUGGUGUAGCUGAUUUACAAGAACAUUCAAAUACUCAAUGAGAGCACAAUCAUUACUUUUAAAUUUGGGGUGGAUGUUCAUUUUUGAACAUUUAUUAAUGGUGGCAUUUUAUAUUUAUUAACUUAUGAAAUCUCAGUAUUUUUAUGCUUCACAUCAAUUUGAAUAAAACUAUCUGUUACCUAAAUUUUCCAUCAUUUAUCUAUUUCUAACAUUAUCAUUAAAAGAGUUUUAAACAUCCACUAAUAGUUUAACACAAAGUGGAUAGGGAGUUCUGUAUUAUAUGAAGCCAAGUCCAAAUUUAUCUUUUGGAAAGAAAAAAAAAUAGUCACCACUUCAUUUGAACUGGGACCAAACUGCUGAAAAGAGGAAAUGCUUACAACCAGAUACAGGAAAAGUUCAGAACUCUGCCAUUUCUUAUUGUUCCAAAAAAUGAGAUCUGAGGUCGUUUAUUUUGCUGCAUUACUGACAACACGCAUCAUCUAGCUCAGGGGUGGUCUACCCUCUUGUGCUGAGCUUUGCAUUGAAGAAUUUUUCUUUUUGUCGGGCCACAUGAUCAGGAAUCUAGACAAUACAUUGUACAUAGUUUUGAUCAGUUUAAAAUAAUUAUCGCCUAAUGAUAACUAACGGAUAAAAUUUAAUAACUCAUAACUAAUAGAGCAGAUCGUUAUGCUCUGUUAGUAUUAAGUUAAAUACCUUUAAAAUAUUUAAUGAGACUUACGUAGCUAAGAACAGUUUUUAAACAGUUUUCAAUAGUCAAGAAUCUAAAUACUUCUUGAAAUGCAUAGUAUAGAAUUGUGCCAGUCGACUGAGACCUAUACUUUGAUUGAAAAUGCUAUCGCUACGAAUUAUACAUUUUCAAUGUUUUUAAAGAUAAUCAUCGGAAAUGUAUAUAUUUUAGGAAAACAUUAAUCCGGUUCCCAGAAGGUCUCACGGGCCACUUUCAACGUUUCACCGGGACGCAAGUGGUCCAGUACCCACCUCUGAUUUAGAUGUUGCUCGUUUGUGAGUUUAUAUAAAGAUCUCUUUCAGCAUUGUAUUGCCGAAUAGCCAUUGUUCAAGUUACAACAAUGGUAACUUAUUAAAUUUGUGAUACUUGUAUUAUUUAGAAAUAAAUUCAUAAAAUUUUUAACCCUUUGUUUACCAUUAAAAUAUUUAAUUCAUCAUAUAAAGUUUUAUAGUCAUAAUUUUAUUUAUUGGCAUAUUAGAACAGUUGUAUCUGUUAAUUUCUCUAUUAUAUCUAUCAAAAUAUAUUCCAUAAGAAAUUUUGAGAACAAAAUUUUCAAUAUAAUUUUAAUUACUCUUCCUUGCUUUUAGUUAACCAAUGCCAUUGUUUUUUCAACUGAUGUAAUAAGAAAUUAUAAAUACUAGUUUCUAAAAAUUCGUAAACUGGAAGAAGAGUUUUCACAGCUCCGAAAUAAUUAUUUUUAAAAAUGAAGAAAGUACAAACAAUUUAUUUGCAAGCCAAUCUGGAUCUGUUGAAAUCCUCAUAAAAAUGUAAAUACUUUUUAAUUUUAUUUUUAAAAAACAGUUGUCUAGAACUUGUUUUAAAUGAAGUAUUCAUUAACUCCCCUCUAGUGAUUAAAUCUGAAAUAGUGUAUUGGGUUUAAAUACUUGUUAUGGCUUUCUUCAGAUAAAAAUUAGAUUUUUCUGUUACACUUUUGGAAAAAUAUAAAUGCAUAAAUUAAAUAACCUGGACAGGCCUCAGUUAUCCAUUUCUUUGUGUGCCGGUAUUCAACGUUUUUAAGGAAAAUGUUUUGUGCAGUUCGCACCUUAAAAUAGAUCAGCAAACUUUCGCCUCAACAAGGAAUCUUGAUGUUUUUUAUGAUUAUUUUGAAGAGUAUUGUUAACCAUGGUUAAAGGGGACAAGUAUAUUUGGUAUUAUUUAGGUUCUCGUCUUUAAAAAUAAUCUGAAGCGUUCUUAACAUGUUUAACUUAAUGCUCACUCUCGGUGACUGAAAAGAGAUUUGCAAACAAAAUUAAUGUGAGAUCUUUUUUUUUUUUGUUGUCUGUGAUUGAUACUGGUACUUGAAAUAAACAAGAUGUCCAGAGCUUGUUACUUUAUUACUGUAACUACAAGACCGUCUUUCCCAUUGUAAUGAAACAACAGUUUCAUCACUGUACUCCCUCCACAUUUGCUCUAUAUACAAUUGUUUUUUUGCUAUUGAAAUUAAUAAUUUUUAAUGGCAAUUUUGUUUCUUUUUAAUGUAAGGGAGACAAUAUUUGGUGUUACUCUUUUGAUAAGUUUUUUUCUUGUCACUCCAUGUUUGUUUUUUUAAAAAGGGGAAUAACUGCUCACAAUUGUUCUGUUUUGUUUUAUUUUGAUAUCAUCAAACUGCUACUUGUGCUGAAAAAAGUUUUAAGAAAAACAAUUUUAGCUUUAAAAUAUUUUUUGAAAUAAAUUUCCCUCACACCACUUACUUCCACUCAGACCUAGCUGAUUCUUUUCUUCUCCACGCUUAGAUUCUCAGCUGCUGUACAUCUUUUUUCCACCUCAUCUAUCCAUCUGCCUUUGAGUCGUUUUCCUCUGGGGUUUUGGUGGUGCAUACAAUCGUGUUACCCAGAAAUCGACAGCAUAAUUAACAGAUCAGGUAUUGAGUGCACGACUACCAUGAAGUGUAAUGAGUAAAUGUCCCGGGUAAUUUGAUGAAAUGAUGAAGUAAAGAGGAGACUUGAUUACCAUUGUUACAUUUAUGUGUGUGUGUUUUUUAUUAAACGUAUAUUAAAAAUUUAUGAACUGUAUUUUGUUGUGGGAAAUCAAUUUGAGUUGAGGGCCUUGGGAACAAACAAUAAAUGCGGUUUUUUCACUGCCAAGUUAUUUUUUCC
Lymnaea stagnalis (great pond snail) is the source of this 16319-nucleotide messenger RNA. The record is from the annotation of a GenBank genome assembly. Lineage: Eukaryota; Metazoa; Mollusca; Gastropoda; Lymnaeidae.